This is a messenger RNA of Ziziphus jujuba (common jujube), 990 nucleotides long. RefSeq lists its product as uncharacterized. The record is from RefSeq and is a predicted model, not a curated record. Lineage: Eukaryota; Viridiplantae; Streptophyta; Magnoliopsida; Rosales; Rhamnaceae. The transcript has 4 exons. The coding region runs from base 1 to 990 and encodes 329 amino acids.
AUGGACGUGAAGAAUGCCUUCUUGAAUGGAGAUCUAGACAGAGAAAUUUAUAUGAUACAGCCAAAGGGUUUUGAAAGCAAAACUAAUCCAGAAUACGUGUGCAAGCUAAGGAAGGCACUUUAUGGUCUAAAACAAGCUCCGCGGGCAUGGUACGGUAAGAUUGCAGAGUUCCGUCUUCAAAGUGGAUAUAUAGUAUCUUCUGCAGAUUCUAGUUUAUUUGUGAAGACUGAAGGAACAAACCUAGCAGUAGUGCUAAUGAAGGAACUUGGGGAGCUCAAGCACUUCCUUGGACUCGAAGUUGACCGAACAGAGAAAGGUUUAUUUCUUGGUCAACAAAAGUAUGCAAAGAAUCUAUUACAAAAAUUUGGAAUGUUGGACUGCAAGCCAAUAUCAACUCCAAUGGAGGUGAAUGCUAAGAUAUCUGCAUAUGAAGGAAAAGAUUUGGGGGAUGCUACUAUGUACCAACAAUUGGUAGGAAGUCUUAUCUAUUUAACACUGACGCGGCCAGAUAUUUCAUUUGCAGUUGGAGUUGUAAGUCGGUAUAUGCAAAGUCCAAAGAAACCUCACUUGGAAGCAGUCCGACGAAUAUUAAGGUACGUUAAAGGCACUAUAAACUUGGGGCUUCUAUAUAAAAGAGGAGAGGAAUGCAAGUUGGUUGGUUACUGUGAUGCCGACUAUGCUGGAGAUCAUGAUACACGACGAUCGACUACUGGAUAUAUAUUCAGCCUUGGUUCAGGAGCAGUAUCAUGGUGCAGUAAAAGACAACCAACUGUGUCUCUGUCAACUACAGAAGCAGAAUAUAGAGCAGCUGCUAUGGCAGGCCAAGAAGCGGUGAAGCAAAACACCAACCCAAACAUCAAGCAGUGGCUGGACGACCUUGAAAAUGCUUCCUACGAUGUAGACGAUCUGCUGGAUGAGAUUGAAACUCAUGCUCUGCAAUCUAGAUUAAAAGCUGAAUCAACAAAGUCGUCCAAAGCAAGGUGUUGGUGA